Molecule: messenger RNA, 1036 nt
Organism: Pelobates cultripes (western spadefoot toad)
Lineage: Eukaryota; Metazoa; Chordata; Amphibia; Anura; Pelobatidae
Source: the annotation of a GenBank genome assembly
AUGACGUGGUUGGAUCAUAAUCCCAUCCGCAUACGACUCAAGUCACCCCUGUUCCGACCCCGCCAGGUGUCCUGGCGUCUCAAUGAAUCAAUUCUGGCAGACCCAGCCCUGAUCACCGCUACCAAACAAACCAUCCAAGACUACUUCCUUGCUAACAAGACGGACGACACGACACCCUUGCUGUGCUGGGAGGCUUCGGGGUCACUUUAUUGCGCACUGUUCCGCGCGGAAAAAGGCACACAGCCAGACAAUAACGGACCUCAACAAGGAUAUUGCGGAACUGGAAUAUCGUUAUAAGCAGACUCUGGACCCCUCGACCUACCGUGAGCUCCUUCUGAACGGCACCCAACUCACAGGACACCUGAACCGAGCAAUCCAACGUUCUUUCCAACAAUUCCAACAUAUGGUGUAUGAACACGGGAAUAAAUGCGGCAGACUCUUAGCAACCCUACUAAAAAAGCGCAGGAACUACCUUUAUAUUCCCAAGAUUCAAAAUGCCGCUGGGCGAAUGUGCCACCUACCGGACCAGAUCUCAGCCGCAUUCACCCAAUAUUAUGAGGACCUCUACAAUCUACGACGAGACACACAGGCCAUCGAAACACCCCGCAGGAGUGAGGCGAUCCGCGUGUACCUGGACUCAGCAGAAUUGAAUCAAAUAGAUGCCUCGGACCGAGACGAAUUGGAGGCCCCCAUAACCAUGGAAGAGCUGGCAUGCACAAUCAAAAAGGCUAAGACGAGUAAAGCGCUGGGACUCCCACUAUUGUAUUAUAAAACCUUACUAUUGGACCUCCUACCGAAAUUACAUUCGGCUCUGAACUCGAUCCUAGACGGCGCAACCCUGUCAACCCCAUUCACGGCUGCAAACAUCACACUCCUCCUGAAAGAUGUGUGUGCAAGCUACUGCCCGAUAUCGGUCCUGGACGUGGACGUCAAGCUUCUGGCCAGUGUGAUGGCAGGCCGCUUGGCGCCAUUACUCCUGGACAUGGUCAAACCAGAUCAAACAGGGUUCAUUCCCAGGAGAGAGCACAGGCACUGA